Molecule: messenger RNA, 1692 nt
Organism: Sclerotinia borealis F-4128
Lineage: Eukaryota; Fungi; Ascomycota; Leotiomycetes; Helotiales; Sclerotiniaceae
Source: the annotation of a GenBank genome assembly
AUGCUUUUUGGCAAAUCAACUACGCCACUUGGCCUGGCCAUUUCCCUUCUUGCUUGCGUUGAUACCAUAGAAGCCUCUUAUUAUCCUAUUAGUGGCGUUCAUACUGGUGUUGAUACACAGACGGGAGCCAGGCCUGCGCGAAGAGACAUUUUGGAUCUUCAAAAUGAUGUCCCAACUUGGUCCAUCUAUAUCCAAGCACUCACUGCUUUUCAACGAGUCCCAGAAGAUGAUCAGUUGUCUUGGUUUCAAAUUGCCGGUAUCCACGGUCGUCCCUACUAUUCAUGGGGCAAUGUGAGCUGGAAUCCAGCAGCUCCACAAAUCGGUUAUUGUACCCACGACGGUGUGUUGUUCCCUACUUGGCAUCGUCCAUAUCUUGCCCUAUACGAGCACACUCUCGCCAUUCACGUUCAGACCAUUGCCGCUACAUACAAUGAUGACGCUUACACUGCUGCUGCCGCAAACUUCCGUAUCCCAUACUGGGAUUGGGCCGCUGCUCCCAUCCUUCCCCCUGUUAUCAGUGAUGCCACUGUUCAAAUCAACACAACUUCUGGUAUUCAAAAUGUUGCCAACCCUCUCCUACUCUAUAAGUUCCAGCAAUUUCCAUUGAAAGAAACUUGGUUUCCGACUACGGGCACCAGCAGAGCGGAUGAAGACUUGGCUCAAGAUCCUACAACCUUGAGAUUUCCCAAUGCAGCUAUCAGGGGAACAUCUCAGCCGGAAAACGCCAAUGACAACUUAGGUUCCGAAGGUCUGAUGAAUAUGAUCUUUUCGGUGUUCUCAAAAUCUACGGUAUAUAAUAACAUGGCGACGCAAGUCUCUCCGGGCCCUUCCCUAGAAAAUCCUCAUGGUGCUGUACAUGAUGCUGUUGGAGGUUCCCACGGUCACAUGAGUCAAUUGAGCUACGCAGGCUUUGAUCCCGUGUUCUGGCUUCACCACGCAAACGUGGACCGUCUUUUUGCCAUGUGGCAAGCAGUCCACCCGGAUGCCUGGAUGCUUCCGGAAUCCGACCAGAUCGGAACCUUUACAAUAGCCCCUGGUGCGACUGAUACUUCGACGUCGCCAUUGACCCCAUUUUAUCAAGCUGAUGGAGAGACACCUUGGACGUCAGAUGCUGCUCGCUACACGAGUACAUUUGGAUACUCGUAUGCGUCAGUUCCAGAUGCGCUUAUCACAAAUGCAACGGAGCUCUCAGCCAAUGUUACCGCGACGGUCAAUGCGUUAUAUAAUCCCAGGGGAAUAUUCACAGGUUCGAAAGAAACGAGAGACGAGAAGAGAGAAUGGUCAGUGGCUAUCCAAGCUUUAUCCACAGCGCUAGGCGAGAGAUUCACAGUCAGAUUAUACAUUGAAGGCAGCAGUCCAGUCGCUUCCUUUCAUGUAUUGCCACCCCCUGUUGCAGACGGAGGUCAUGCGCUAGGUCUGACGUAUCACAAUGAGUUUACCCUAUCUCACGCUAUCAAGACGGUAGAUACAACUAAUGUGGACGAUAUGGUGAAUUAUCUGAAAGCAAAUCUGAGCUGGACGGUGGAGAAAAGAGAUGGAUCGCCGAUACCGAUAGAACAGGUAUCAGGUCUAUUUAUUACGGUUCAUGAUGAGAUCAUUACUCAUCCAACAGACGAGACGAAAUUCCCUAUCUAUGGAAUUAAGACCCUCCACCCCGAAAUCACAAGCGGAAAAGCUGGUGGAGCAAGCUAG